Theileria equi strain WA is the source of this 561-nucleotide messenger RNA. RefSeq lists its product as hypothetical. Lineage: Eukaryota; Apicomplexa; Aconoidasida; Piroplasmida; Theileriidae. The transcript has a single exon. The record is from RefSeq and is a predicted model, not a curated record. Bases 1 to 561 code for a protein of 186 amino acids.
AUGCAUGCAGUUUUCAUUCCGAGUCAUAGUUUGGCCACGGUUCGAGUUCAAGGGGCAAAGGAACAAGCACUGUUGAACAUUGCAAUUAACAGAGCGCACGAGAAUAAUCUAAAGACAAUAUGGAUCGAUAUCAAAAGGGCAUUCGAUUCGAUAGACCAUAAAUAUUUACAUGCCGUUUUAGAUCACCUUAAUAUCCCAGAUUGGAUUACUAACUUUAUAAAGCAUAUCACUAGUGGAUGGACAAUAGACGUUAGAUGUGGGAAAGAACCUAUAAUGGUGAAAAAGGUAACAAGAGGAAUCCUCCAAGGAGACUCGUUAUCACCACUUCUAUUUGUACUAUGCAUGGAUCCCCUGAGUAAAAUCCUCCAUUCAGUUUACCCAACGGUAAAAGGAAAGAUUGGAGAAAAACAGGAACAUGCCAUGAACCACCUACUAUUCAUGGAUGACAUUAAACUAUCUGCAAAUGACGACUAUAUGAUUGAGAAUUGUUUAGGGAAUGAAAGGUCCCUCAAAACAAUAGGCCCGGAGAUUAACAGAGAUGAAUCAGAGACCACACCAUGA